Messenger RNA from Beauveria bassiana ARSEF 2860, 2124 nucleotides. Its product is annotated as C6 transcription factor. Lineage: Eukaryota; Fungi; Ascomycota; Sordariomycetes; Hypocreales; Cordycipitaceae. The transcript has 7 exons. The record is from RefSeq and is a predicted model, not a curated record. The coding region runs from base 1 to 2124 and encodes 707 amino acids.
AUGUCGCUCCAAGUGGCAAGCAGUGGCGAGCUCCUCGCCACGGGGCAACAGCAGGCUCAUCGGCUUUCAUCCCAUUCAAAAUGUACGGAUCAGAUUGAUAUUGCUGUCAAUACCAUGGAAAGAAAGUAUCGCCCGCUGCGGCCGAUACCUGAUAGCAGCGACUCCGGUCCAGGCUCAUCCUCUGGUCUUGCCGUCAACUCCAGUCUGGCAAACAAGCGCAAACGAGUCGGGGUUGCAGUUGCCUGUGAAGUAUGCCGCAAAAGGAAGAUACGUCGGUCGGUCGAAUGCAUCUACGAACCGAAAAUCCCUCGCAGGGAAAGUGGUAGCUCUGAGAGCAAUACAGGUCGUGCCAGCCGCAGCAAUACAGGAAGCAAUUCGACUGGUAGUAGUGGAGACGGUCUCAUCGAGGCCGUCCAAUUGCUCAAUAAGAUUCCGCCUCAGGAAACUAUCACUGUCUUGAGAUCACUAAAAGACAUUACGGACGCUUCCUCUAUUCUCGCACACUUGCGAGGGCGAGUCACGGAGCUAGAAAGGCACCCACAAGCCGUGACGACGGAGUUGGACAGCCUCUCGCGCACAGUUGACCUUGAGAAUCGAUACCCCUCGGCCUACCCGAUUUUAGACCCUCUCGACGUCUGCAUGCAGAGCAGUCUAUUCCAGCGGCUGGCCGAGUCAGGUUCAUAUAAGUUUCCAUCCGACUUUCUACCUGCGAAAUCACGGUCGUCUGCGACACCGAUACGUCAAUACGAUACACUACGCCGACUCAGAAUCAGAAAAUGGACGAAUGUCCCAGUUCCGAACGAUCUUGCAUGUCGGAUCAUAUCAUUUUACCUGGAGACUGAGCAUCCAGCCCUGUGUCCUUUUGACCCUGAGCUCUUCAUUGACGAUCUUAUCACGGAGGGUCCCCUUUGCACAAAUCUCCUUGUAAAUGCUCUCAUGUACUGGGCCUGUCAGAUGUACAUAACGAUCGAUAGUGAGGUACGCGAAUUUGUCGAUGCAUUUCGUACGGAGGCCGAAAGGCUGUGGCACAUUGACAAGAUGGCCCCGUCAGUUUUGACCAUGGCAUCAGCGCAGUUUCUGGGUUUCGGUUACUUGGUGCAAGGCAGGGAUCGUUUCUUCUUGGUAUAUUUUUCUGAAGCUACCCGGAUUGGAACACAACUCGGCCUUUUUGGCAAAACAUCAGAGGUCAAUCAGUCCCCAGCAAACAAUUUAGCACCUAGAGAGGCAAGAGCUACCGCAUAUUCGGCGUGGGGUACCUUCAAUUGGAUCAUGCUACUGGGCUUAUUUUAUCACCAACCUGGUAUGGAGUAUCCUGCCACGCCCCCAAGCCUUCCGAUUCCUCGUAAAUCAAGAGGAAGCGACAAUGCACACUUGUUGGAUGCAACAAUUCCGGAUUUGUCCGAAUACUGUGACGAGGCGUUUGUUUUAUUUUGCGAGUUAUGGAGAAAAAUGCACGAAGUGGCCAUUGUCUACUACAACGGAGAGGCAGGGGCCGUUUCCGGCCGUGUACCGGUUAAAUUUGCUGAGGAUACGUUUCAGGGCCUGAUGGAAAUGAUGAACCGUUUACCGUUGGCGUUGACACGGAACGAGGACAAUCCGCACCAUGUGGUGAUUUUUCAUUUAUGGCUCCAUGCAGCUAUACUCGAUAUAUUCCGGCCCUUUUUGGAAGCAGUUCCGGAUGCGCAUCGAUCAAAUCACCCUCGUCACUCAAGGACGAAUGCGGACGCGAUAUAUGCAGCCUCAGUGGAGCAGCUCAAGAGGCUUAUCAUCAUCUACCGCUCCCAAUAUGUUUCUUCUGGACACACCAUUAUUUGGCAUACAGCUAUGUUCCUGUGGACAUCGUAUCCUAUAGUCAAGCCGAUCGCCAGAGGGCUGUUGUCGAUGGCAAUGCGCAGGGGCGGUAUAUCGAGUGAUAAAGCACGACAAAUCUUGGUCGAUCUAGGCAACGAUUGUCCAUCGCCAUUGCCUCACGGCGAGGUCCGCGCUACUUUUAUGUUGGAUUUGGACUUGGCAAUGUCUGACCCAAACGCGGCCAAGGCAGAGGCGCAAGCCGAGGCAUUUGAGGAUACUGCCAUGGUUGUGGAUUACACGAAUGCGUUUUCCAGCCAGGAAGCCGUUGGAUGA